This is a messenger RNA of Mollisia scopiformis, 2634 nucleotides long. Its product is annotated as Adaptor protein complex AP-1 gamma subunit. Gene Ontology annotation, biological process: Golgi to vacuole transport; intracellular protein transport; receptor-mediated endocytosis. Gene Ontology annotation, molecular function: clathrin-cargo adaptor activity. Bases 1 to 2493 code for a protein of 830 amino acids. NCBI's taxonomy places the organism in Eukaryota, Fungi, Ascomycota, Leotiomycetes, Helotiales, Mollisiaceae. Gene Ontology annotation, cellular component: AP-1 adaptor complex; Golgi apparatus; membrane coat. The record is from RefSeq and is a predicted model, not a curated record. The transcript is spliced from 5 exons.
AUGAGCUCUUUGAAGCAAUUUAUACGCAAUGUGCGAGCCUCGAAGACGAUUGCUGACGAGCGCGCGGUCGUCCAGAAAGAGAGCGCUGCUAUCAGAGCAAGCUUCAGAGAAGAGAGCGGGGACUCGAACGUCAGACGAAACAAUGUAGCCAAGUUAUUAUACCUCUUUACCCUUGGGGAGCGAACCCAUUUCGGCCAAAUCGAAUGUUUAAAGCUGCUCGCAUCACCUCGUUUUGCAGACAAGCGCUUGGGAUAUCUGGGUACAAUGCUACUGCUAGACGAGAAUCAGGAGGUUUUGACCUUGGUCACAAACUCUUUAAAGAAUGACCUCAAUCAUUCGAAUCAAUAUAUUGUCGGCUUAGCUCUAUGCACCCUUGGAAAUAUUGCAUCUGUGGAGAUGUCCCGAGAUCUGUUCCCCGAAAUCGAAACCUUACUUUCUACUGCGAACCCAUACAUCCGACGAAAAGCUGCCCUCUGUGCAAUGCGAAUAUGUCGGAAAGUUCCAGACCUACAAGAACAUUUCUUCGAUAAGGCAACCACUCUUCUGUCAGAUCGUAACCAUGGUGUUUUGCUUUGUGGGCUGACGCUGGUGACGAGUCUGUGCGAAGCUGAUGAAGUCGAGGGUGGAGAGGAAGGGAUUAUGGAGAAGUUCAGACCUUUUGUAGGAGGUCUGGUGAGGACGCUGAAGGCACUUUCGAACUCUGGUUACGCUCCCGAACACGAUGUGACUGGCAUCACCGAUCCAUUCCUACAAGUCAAGAUCCUACAAUUGCUGCGAGUUCUUGGUCGAGGAGAUCCACAAACAAGUGAGCAGAUCAACGAUAUUCUUGCACAAGUCGCUACAAAUACCGACUCGUCAAAGAACGUUGGAAAUUCGAUUCUCUACGAAGCAGUCCUGACUAUCCUGGAUAUUGAAGCAGACUCCGGCUUGAGGGUUCUUGGUGUUAAUAUCCUUGGGAAAUUUCUCUCAAACCGAGACAACAACAUUCGAUAUGUAGCCUUGAACACUCUGAUUAAGGUCGUUGCGGUAGAACCAAAUGCGGUACAGAGACAUCGAAAUACGAUUCUGGAAUGUUUGAGAGAUCCGGAUAUUAGUAUCAGGAGGAGAGCUCUCGACUUGAGCUUCACGCUCAUCAAUGACAGCAACGUGCGAUUAUUGAUUCGGGAGCUGCUGGCUUUCUUAGAAGUUGCAGACAACGAGUUCAAGCCAAUCAUGACGAGUCAAAUUGGUGUGGCUGCGGAUAGAUUCUCUCCCAACAAGAGGUGGCACGUUGAUACUAUGCUGAGAGUCUUAUCCUUGGCUGGUAAUUAUGUCAAAGAACAGAUCCUGUCGUCAUUCAUCAGAUUGAUUGCUACCACUCCUGAAUUGCAAACAUAUGCUGUCCAGAAGUUAUACAUUGGUUUGAAGAAAGACAUCACGCAAGAAAGUCUCACCCUGGCUGGUGCUUGGUGUAUUGGAGAAUAUGGUGAUGCACUUCUUCGCGGUGGACAGUAUGAGGAAGAGGAACUGGUUCAAGAAGUCAAGGAGAACGAAGUUGUGGACUUGUUCUCGUUAAUUUUGAACAGCAGUUAUGCAACUCAAAUCGCAACGGAAUAUAUCAUCACAUCUCUCAUGAAGCUUACCACGCGUUUCCAUGAUCCAGCACAAAUCGACAGAAUUAGACGAAUCUUAUCGAGUAACUCGGCUAGUCUCGAUGUCGAGGUUCAGCAACGAGCAGUCGAGUAUGGAAAUUUAUUCGGAUACGAUGCAAUCAGAAGAGGAGUUCUUGAGAAGAUGCCACCUCCGCAGAUCAAGGAAGAGUCGCGAGUGUUAGGCGAGGCUGCGAAGAAGCCAAACAAGGCCGCGAACCGAAAGUCAAAGAAUGUCAAACCUGCUGAACAAGAUCUUCUAUUCGACCUCAUGGGAGAUGGAAAUAUGCCAAGUGCAGAUCUUAAUGCCAAUAAUUCUCAAAACAACACAGACUUGUUGGCCGACAUCCUCGGUGGAAGCACUCUGCCAGCGUCGACAUCACCACCGGCUCAACAACAAUCCAACGUGAGCUCGAUCAUGGAUCUCUUCGAUUCUUCUGGACCAUCUCAAACUACGAACAACGCACCUGCUGCUGCUAUGUUCUCAGGCAUGUCUUCGCCACCUCCCCAGCCUGCGGCUCCUAGCAUCCCCACCAAUCCUUGCUACGACAAAAACGACCUUAAUAUCACCAUCCAAAUCCAACGCAAUGCAGAAGGCACUGUCCAAGUCAUGGCAAGAUUCAGGAACACAUCCAUGCACCAGUCAAUAUCCAGCAUCGCACUUCAAGCUGCCGUGCCGAAGACGCAAAAACUUCAAUUGAAUGCAAUGUCAAACCCAGAUUUAGGACCAGGAGCUGAGGCCACCCAGUCAAUGCGUAUCACUGGGACGAAAGGGCCCCCGCUUCGGUUGCGUCUGAAAAUAGCCUAUGCCCAUCCAUCUGUGGGUCAAGUAAUGGAUCAGGUAGAUUGGUCGGAGCCGAGAUAAGCAAAAAAUACUGUGUAGACUACGCAUUGCAUAGCAUUAGUCGGACGUUGAACAUGAAGGGCAAUCGCUCACACCGAGUGACUUUUUUAACACUCAUUGCCCCUGAGAAUUGCUCAUCAAGUUAUACAACGAAGUCCUGAG